Molecule: messenger RNA, 789 nt
Organism: Penaeus indicus
Lineage: Eukaryota; Metazoa; Arthropoda; Malacostraca; Decapoda; Penaeidae
Gene: Ubc4
Product: ubiquitin-conjugating enzyme E2 K-like
Exons: 5
Coding region: 90-689 (199 amino acids)
Molecular function (GO): protein binding
Source: RefSeq, a predicted model, not a curated record
GCUCUCAGCUGGUCGCUCAGGAAAACAGUCCGAGAGAAAACAGCUGAGAGGAAACACUGCCAAGAAGCUCCUCCUCCUGACGGGAAACCAUGGCAAAUAUCGCCAUACAGAGAAUCAAGAGGGAGUUUAAGGAAGUUAUAAAAAGUGACGAAGCACAAAAGUGCGCCAUCAAUGUAGAAUUAGUUGGGGAUGAUUACCGAGAACUCAAAGGCGAAAUAGCAGGGCCCCCAGACACACCUUAUGAGGGAGCAACAUUUCACCUUGAAAUCAAAGUUCCAGAAACAUAUCCUUUUAAUCCUCCAAAGGUAAAGUUUGUCACAAAAAUCUGGCAUCCCAACAUUUCCUCAGUAACAGGGGCUAUUUGUCUUGACAUCCUUAAGGACCAGUGGGCAGCAGCAAUGACCCUACGGACAGUCCUACUCUCCUUGCAAGCAUUACUAGCUGCUGCAGAGCCAGAUGAUCCUCAGGAUGCUGUUGUGGCGAGACAAUUUAAAGAGAAUCACCCACUUUUUCUUCAAACAGCUCAGUAUUGGUCACAUGUUCAUGCUGGAGCUCCCAGAGGAAACAGCGACUUCGCCAACAAGGUUCGAUGUUUGAUGGACUUGGGAGUAGGGGAGCAGCAGGCCCUUGUUGCAUUAUCAUCCUGCAACUGGGACAUGGAUCGGGCAAUCGAACAACUCUUCUCGUAGAUGCGUGUGGUUGGGAUGCAUAGGUAAAGUAAAGUAAAGUAAAGUAUUAAAAAAAAAGAAAGAAAAAAAAAAUGAAUAAAAAAGAAAUGGGGAUUUGCAC